AUGGACAAGAGUUUAUCUCAUGAAGUUUGGUUUCUAUCUACACAUCAUAAUCAGAUAUCAUUAUCAGGGCGCAUUGAAUAUGCCAUUUCCAUUUUUCAAUAUUUUUAUUAUCCUAUCACGGCUAUCGUUGGUAUCCCUGUUAAUGUAGUGACGAUCUUCGUCCUGCUUUAUAAAGAUUGUGGAUUGUCUCCGUGUGUCAGACGUUACCUCGCGGCGAUGGCAGUAGCGGAUCUACUGGUCAUUAUCCUCGACCUGAUAUUGAGACACAUUCCCAUUGUUUUUAAGGAACAGUUUUAUUUCCUGUGGUACAUUCGUAUGUGCAAUUUCCAUGCCGUCCUGCUUUAUGCAGCCACUGACUGUUCUGUCUGGUUCACCAUUACUUUCACGUUUGAUCGAUUUGUGGCCAUUUGCUGCCAGAAGUUGAAAAGUAAAUAUUGCAGAGAGAAAACAGCGGCUGUGGUUCUGGGAACAGUGACUGUGCUGAGCUGUUUAAAGAACAUUUUCUGGUAUUUUAUGCUCUCAGGUCGGUAUACAUUGAGCAAUGUUCCCUGGUUUUGUCAUGCGUCACUCAGUGUUUAUUUCUCUCGUGUCUGGGUCACAAUCGAGUUCCUCCACCACGUUCUAACCCCGACUCUCCCAUUUCUCAUGAUUCUGUUGCUCAAUGUUUUCACCGUCAGACACAUUUUAGUGACCAGCAGAACCCGCAGGAGACUCCGGGUUCACGCCAAUGGGAAGAUUCACAGAGACACGGAAAUGCAGAGCCGAAAGAAGUCCAUCAUUUUAUUGUUUGUGAUCUCCGUGAAUUUCAUCCUGCUCUGGUCAAUGUUAAUGGUGUAUUCUAUUUGGAUUCGGAUGUAUAACUUUGGGUAUACGUCUUUCAUUCUGGAUCUUUUUGUGAUGGAGUUGGGCUUCAUGCUGCAGCUCCUCAGUUGCUGCACAAACACCACGAUUUAUGUCGUGACCCAGACUAAGUUCAGAGAGCAACUGAAGAAUGUGCUGAAAUAUCCCUUUACUCAAAUUAACUGA
Molecule: messenger RNA, 1026 nt
Organism: Rhincodon typus (whale shark)
Lineage: Eukaryota; Metazoa; Chordata; Chondrichthyes; Orectolobiformes; Rhincodontidae
Product: probable G-protein coupled receptor 139
Exons: 2
Coding region: 1-1026 (341 amino acids)
Biological process (GO): G protein-coupled receptor signaling pathway
Cellular component (GO): membrane
Molecular function (GO): G protein-coupled receptor activity
Source: RefSeq, a predicted model, not a curated record